AUGGCGACCGCCAGCACCUACCACCACCGACAUGGAAUCGGCUUCGAUAUCCACGACCAUGGACUACACUCCAGCUGCACCCCUCACAGACUCGACAACAAUCAGUUUUAUGUCUUGGAUCCCAAUUCAGACACCGACAACGAUCAUAGCAGGAAGCCAGACAAGACUCAAACAAUCAGUACCCUAAACAACUACUUGGGUAGCCCCAAGAAGGCAAAUGUCAGGGCCAGAGUUACUGCAAGAUACCAAGCUGACGGGUCUGAACUUGGAAACGAGACUGCUGGUCAAGUGCGCAAGAAACUAGGCGAAGGAGACAGUUCUGAGGCCGGUGCAACUAUCUCCACAUUUUUCUCAAAAGAAUUUGGGGAAACAAAUCACCUUGCCCUGGAAAGUCAAAAACUCACCAGCAACGCAGAGCAGUUGGCCAAACAUUACGCAGGUCACUUCGAGUGGGUUCUGUCAUUGCCGGCAAAGACCCUGCCCGAAGGAUGCGCUCAUCCAGUCUGCUCUCACGAUAACCCAGAGAUUUGUGGCUAUAGGGGAUCCGGAGAAUGUGCUCACCCAAUCUGUUCUCAUGAACACCCUGAGCGCUGUGGCUACCAAGGAUCCGAAAACCCAAAAGAGCUGCUUUACUUUGGCUGCAACCUCGUCCCACGGCGUUCAAAGUCAAUGCCGGAUGCCAAGUUAGGCACCGACAACGGAGAUCAAAGUGCUGAUAUAUAUACGGUUGUAGCUACUAAGCUCGACGGCGUCGAGCAUAGCGACGUUGUCGUGAAUAAUACUGUUCCGACGAACAUCACAAUCCAUCCCGACGAAUCCCGUGUUCAGAUGAGGCGCUCCCACAUUACCCGCGAGACAAUUGAUGAGGAGACGGAGAGCAUGAUGGAUGAAAGGGCUGGCAACUUUGAAACUACUAUCGUCCAAAUGGACGCGGAUUCCAUCUCCAGCAUGGCUGAAGAGACCAGCCCUUACCAUACGUACGAUGAAAUGCGCGAUUUUCACGGAGAGGUUGACGUGGACCAUCGACAUGAGCCUCAGGUGAGCUUCGAGUCAGAUUGUCUUCUGAUCGGCGAAUAUCAGUAUGAAGAAGAGAGAGAUGAAGCUCGAGCAUCAGAUUCACAUGCAGAAAAUGACCGCCACAUCCAAAACGAGUCCCGGAUGUGGGAGACUGAUUCAUGUCACCGAUACCACCAUCAUUCCUCGGAAACCGUGGAUUCUUGUCAACAAGAGUCUCAAAUGAGGUGGGAGACCGAAUAUUAUCACAAAUAUCGUCACCGCCUCUCGGAGGCCAUGGAAGACGAACACAUGGAACCAACGAGACUAUUUCCACCCAUUUCGAGUCCUGCGUCCAGGAUUGAAGACUCGGUGGAAGCUCUCGACAAGCUCGAGGAUGAAUUGGAAGCUGUCGAUGACUUGGCGCGAGUCGACCGAAUCUUGUCUCCUGUAGACGCAAGAAUACCCUCGAUGCAGAGCGUCCAGAGAACACCCAAGGCCGUCCCACCUCAGCGCACAAGCUCCAAGAGAACUGGACCUACCACGGUCCGCCCGAAAGAUGUCGAUCGCUCUUCAUCGUUGCGGAAGUCAAGCUCGAUGAGCUUUGCCGAUAAUAAAGCGGCUGCUGAGAAGAAAGGUACAGCAACCAGACCAACCAGCCUUCGGCCACCUAGGCCUCCGGCCAGGUCUAACAAAGCACCCACUGUGGCCUCGUUCGAGCUACCCGGAGAACCUGUGGCCCGCCGCCUCAAGGAAGAGCGUGCAUCUCGUCUUUCACAAGGAUAUAUUUCCGAAAAUGCCCCGUCUAUGGAUGAUUCCUGGACCGCCUCACCUCCCAAAGUUCGUGUCAGGUCCACCAGAACGUCCACGCGAGCCGCUUCUGAGCUACCCGGUCAGGCAAUCUCACGUCGCAGGAGAGAGGAGUCGGAGGCCAAACAGCGAGCUGAGGAAGAGGACGGUAAGGGCCGCGGGUCCAAGGCUCGCUCGGUCCGUGCUAGCGUCUCGAGAGCUACGAAUCCUCGCGAGACGGUCGUUAGUCGGGCGCGACAAGGGAGACCAAGUGUCGCUCGUACGUUUGAUGGCAGCCAUGCUAGCGGUUGUGUAGAGCCCCGUUCUCCUCUAUCAAAGGCACCCGCUACAGCUUCUUUUGCGUCACCGACAGCUUCUUCUGCGAACAAGCGGAAUGCUACUGUGGGCAGAUCGGCCGCGUCGACCAAGCGACAGUCGUACAAUGCGGCAACUCUUCCGGCGCGCGGCCGCUUGAGCAUGAUUGACUCGCUGUCGGCAGCCAAUGCCGGUCGUGGCAUCUCGAGGGCGUCGGCAGGUAGCAACCGCAGUGGCGUCACGGGCAGUAGCACGGUUAGCAGGCGUAGCACAGUGAGUGCGGAGGAGGCGCAGAAGCAGAGGCAACGGGGUAAGGAGGUAUUUGCACGCGACAACGGCUAUACGGCGGAACGUGAGAGAGAGCGGCACGAAAGAGAGGAGGCGGCGAAGAGAGCUCGAAAGGAGGCGGCUGAUAGGUCUAGGAUGCAGAGCCGCGAGUGGGCAGAGAAGCAUGCACAGAAAGCCGCUACUCUUGGUGGAAAGAAGAAACGGGACAGCAUGGUCGGGGGCUCUCAACCGAUGAGGUUUCGCUUCACAUCCUGA
Molecule: messenger RNA, 2640 nt
Organism: Neurospora hispaniola
Lineage: Eukaryota; Fungi; Ascomycota; Sordariomycetes; Sordariales; Sordariaceae
Exons: 2
Coding region: 1-2640 (879 amino acids)
Source: RefSeq, a predicted model, not a curated record